Molecule: messenger RNA, 5737 nt
Organism: Bursaphelenchus okinawaensis
Lineage: Eukaryota; Metazoa; Nematoda; Chromadorea; Rhabditida; Aphelenchoididae
Source: the annotation of a GenBank genome assembly
AUGGCGACGAGUGAGCGACAGAUCAACGUCGCACGCAGCGACCACUCCGUGGUCGAUAAUGAAUUCGACUCGAUGCGCGAACGGUUCGAAAACGAAAUGCAUCGAGUUGAAGCCGAAAUGCAGCGACUUCGACACGAGUUCGAGGGCUACAAGCCCAACCAGCAGUCCACCUAUCACUCGGUUGGGAAUGGAGCGGCGGUGAAUGCGCCCAUCGACAGAUAUAACACCACGUCUAGCCAGAGCUGUAAGUUGGAGUUGAGCUGGGGAUUUUUGUCUUUGAGGUGUAAUAAGGUAAAGUUAGGGUUAGGUUAAGGCAGCGUAAGACAAGGGUAAGGUAGGGUAGGGUAAAGUAAAGUAGUGUAGAACAGAGGGCAUGGUAGGGUAGAGUAAGGUAGAGUACAGCAAAGUACCUUAGGGUAUGUAAGGAUACCCUAGGGUAGGGUAAGAUAAAGUAAAGUAAGAUAUCUUAAGAUACUGUAGGGUCCGGUAAAGUAUCUUAGCGUAGGCAAAAAUACCCUAGGGAAUGCUAGAGUAGAAUAGCCUAUCCCAGACCGCCCUACAACACUUAUCCCACCGUAAUCAAACCCCUACCUUCUAAUCAUCUUCAGACCUUUAUCUACCGUAUCAGACACUACCCGUGCCCACCCCUCUUUAACCUUUUUCCAACCUCCAUCCUACCGUACCCCAAGACCGACCCCUUAUGCACUAUUAACACCCCAUCCUCCUCCUCAAAAUGUCAACCUUUGCAAUGUAUCCUAAUCUUUCUUUAUGACAUUUGAAACACUCCUAAUCCUUCUUUAUAUUAAUGAAACGCCUAUUGAAAAACAGCCGAUAAAAUUGUACAAAUCUUUGACAUUUCCUACAAUCCCUCAGUUUUAAAAUGCCAAAAAGAGAGCGAACGCCAUUAUUAAACAGCUAUAAAUUAGCGUUCCACUGUUUCAAGAGAACGUUCUCUGAAACCGUACCAAGUUUUAAUUAUUAACACGGUGAGAAAGAAGAAGAGGGGGGUGGGGGAGGGGUGGAGAAGAUAUUGUACUGUAGACGAAAUCAGGGCAAAUACCAAUUACUGUGUGGAAUGCUUGAGUUUAAUGGUUUUAUAAUGACUAAUGUACAGGGUGUCCAGAGAAAAGUAAAAGAAAGUCCAGGCUUCGUUCUCAAAAACUAGAAGUCCAGAUUGGCUGAUUCUUUUUUUGUUAAGCUUCUAAUAGCAUGCGGAUUUGUUCUGUAUGAUUUUUUUGAUCAUUCGGCGGAGGCUCGGCGAAGACCGGCGGACGGUAUUUUUAAUGUUUUCAUGGCUAUUCCAACCUGUUUCGUAUUGCUACUCAUGUUUUGGCCAUUUUUCAAUUCAAUUUUAAAAUUUUAUUAAAAUUUGGUACAAUCGGCGGAGAAACCCGGCGAACGCCAUAACUCAGCCAAGUAUUGAUAUUUUUUUUCCAAACAAAAACUAACAUUUUCUAUGUUUCUUUGCCAUAAAAGUGGACUAAAUUUGGUAAUUUUUAAACUUGUGCACAAAAAUCGGCGGAGAGCACGUUUGUCGGCGGAGGCCAUAACUCUGUUCGAAGUCAAUAUUUUGACUUCAAUCAAAAAACAUUAUGCUUGUAUGAAAAUCUUCUUUAAAAUGAUAGAGUUUGACAAAAUUUAAACAAAAAUUAAAGAAUCGGCGGAGGGUAGGUUUAUCGGCGGAGGCCAUAACUUCGUUCAAAGUCAAUACUUGAACUUGAAGCAAAAACCAUUACGUUCGUAUACCAAUUGUCUUGGUACAUAUUAGUUAAGUUAGUAAAUUUUUACAAAAAAUAUCUUGUUGAUACAAAUAAGGUUGCGGUCUCUUGACGUUAAAAGCAAAUGUGUAACAAAAUUUCUUUAUGUUAAAGAAGUAUCACAUACAAACACACUGUUUUUUGUUUGAAAUAAAAAUAUUGACUUUCAACAAAUUUAUGGCCUUCGCCGAUAAACAUACUCUCCGCCGAUUUCUCAGUUUUUAUUUGAAGGCAAUCAAAUUUUAUUAUUUUAGAGGAUAUUCACAUACAAACAUGAUUAUUUUUGUUUGAAGUCAAAAUAUCGACUUUGAACGAAGUUAUGCCCUCCGCCGAUAAACGGGGUCUCCGCCGAUUCUUCCGUUUUUGUUUAAAAUUUGUAAAAAUUUUUUAAUCUAAAGAAGAUCUUCAUAAAAACAUAAUGGUUUUUGUUUCAAGUCAAAAUAUGGACUUUGAACAAUGUUAUGGCCUCCGCCGAUAAACAGAGUCUCCGCCGAUUCUUUAAUUUUUGUUUAAAUUUUGUCAAACUCUAUCAUUUUAAAGAAGAUUUUCAUACAAACAUGAUUAUUUUUGUUUGAAGUCAAAAUAUUGACUUUGAACAGAGUUAUGGCCUCCGCCGAUAAACGUGCUCUCCGCCGAUUUUUGUGCACAAGUUUAAAAAUUACCAAAUUUAGUCCACUUUUAUGGCAAAGAAACAUAGAAAAUGUUAGUUUUUGUUUGGAAAAAAAAUAUCAAUACUUGGCUGAGUUAUGGCGUUCGCCGGGUUUCUCCGCCGAUGGUAUCAAAUUUUAAGAAAAUUUUAAAAUUGAAUUGAAAAAUGGCCAAAACAUGAGUAGCAAUACAAAACAGGUUGGAAUAACCAUGAAAACAGUAAAAAUACCGUCCGCCGGUCUUCGCCGAACCUUCGCCGAAUGAUCAAAAAAAUCAUACAGAACAAAUCCGCAUGCUAUUAGAAGCUUAACAAAAAAAGAAUCAGCCAAUUUGGACUUCUAGUUUUUGAGAACGAAGCCUGGACUUUCUUCCACUUUUCUCUGGACACCCUGUAUUGUAGAGUAUAGUUAUGUUCUUAGUCAGCACUUCUGACCAUGUUCGUAAAAUGAGGUAGGGUUAACGGUAGGCUUUAUGGUAGGGCUAAAGUAAGGACAUAGUAAAGAUAAAAAUAAGAUUAUCUUUAGAAGGCUAGGACAAGCCUAGGACAACCUAUAGCAGAGCUAGAGUAGGGCUAGAGCAGAGCUAGAGACCGGCAACGGCUAGAGCUAGGGCAGGGUCAGGAAGCAGUGAAGUUAUAGGUAGUAGCAGAGAUAAACUAUAAGGUAGGAAUUUAAAAAAAAGGUAAGAUAGAAGUAGGGUAAGGGUAAAGUUAAAAGCAGAGGUAAAAGUAUUAUAGAAAUGUGGAUAGGGGUAGGGGUAAAGAAAAAACAUAGUUUAAAAAUGUUUUAGGCUUCAUAAAGAGACAAUUUUAACGAUUUUUCUAGCCAUAUCUUACCAUAUGGUCAGAACAAUCGUAAAAUUGAGCUUUUUUUGAAGCCCAAAACACUUCCAAAUCAAAUUUGAGGUACUUGCAGUAUCUAAAUUUGUUAAUCUAUCUCAAUAUCUUGUCAUUCUUUUCGGCUUUCUUUGCGAUUUUUAAAAUUUUCCCCAAUUUUUCAACAUGAUAGCCAAUUAUUUUUUCAAUUUUAUAACCUUUAUACCUAUAAAUCAACCAAUUUUUUAAACAUUAUCUCACCAGACCACCCCACAUUAUCCAUGAAAAGUGUUUUUUUAAAUGAUCAAACUCUCUUUUAUUUAAUGUCAAAAGCCCUUCUUUAUAAUAUUUAUUAUGUAUAGCAGGCAGUGAAGUUGGAAGAGUAUUAUGACUUCACUUCAAAGUAUUAUUUUUGAAUUUGAUUGUAAUAGUUGUUUGAUCAGUUAGGUUGUAGUUAUUAUAGUUUUUGACUGUUGGAGGGUAGUAAAGGGGAGGGGGGAGGGUGAUUAGAGUAAGGAUAGAAGAAGGGUAAAGCUGAAUGUUUAGGGUAGGAGUAAAAGUAAGAACAUGGGUCGGGGUAGGGUUAAAAAAAGGAGGGGAGAGGGAGUAAUCAGCAAUUUUUUUUUAAAAAAAAGCAAAAAAAAAUUUUUUUUUAAUUUUUAACAUGAUCCCCUUAUCAAAAAGGUUUUAAAAGACCUGAAAAAAUUUAACCUUCCCCCCCCCCCCCAAAUGGUAAAUAAUAAUAUUUUUUUCACAGCCUCUGAAGAGUAACCCCCCCCGAACCUCUACGCGCCCUACCCUACGCUGUCCUACCCUACCUCUACCUCUUUUUCUCCAGCCAUAAGGUCCAAAAUCACCCCCACCCUACUCCAAAAUCAAUACCAUAACCCCUACUACCCAUCCUAAUACGAUCCAAGCACUUGCAAAACCUUAAUGCUAUUAUGCGAUUCCUGAACUCCGGCCGCUCUUUGUUUGUUUGUAGGGGAAUUUUUGUCUCCACGCAGAAAAAUUGGAAGAUAUUUUAAACAAAAAAAAACCGAAGUGGGUGCUGUUUAUGUCCUCCGGGAAGGGGAAGAAAGGCGACGAACACGAAGACGCCCUGUUGGGGCCGCGGGGGAACAUCAAACACAAAUUCCUACAAGGUGUUCCACGUGAAAAAAAACGAAACUUGGCAUGACGGGAGGGGAGAAAUGUAUGGGAAUUUGGAAAGGGGAACGUAAAUGAGGGAGGGGGAGGUGGCAGGGGGGAGUUAGGAGUAGAGAAGGCAGGUCAUAAGGAAUGAAAAGGUAGGAAGAAGGGAAUGGAAAAGGUUGGCCAAAAAAGGUUUGAGGAGUUUAGGUAAACAAGCAAAAACAUGACAAAUUAUAGAAUAAUAAUGCUUUUUGGAAGCUUUGAGAGUAGGGUAAGGUAAGGUAGGUGAAGUAGGGUAGGUGAGGUAAAGUAAGGUAGAGCAGGAAAAGCAGCGUGAAUUAAUGAAAAGCAAGGUCGGAGUAGAUCUUGAGACUUGCGCAAGGACAAAGCCGACCAGAAAAAUUUUGGUUUCUGGAAGAUGGGGAGGGGGUAAUUUAAAAAAGAUUUUUUUCUAAAAUUAACAGAACGACCCAAGCUUAAAAUUUUUCAAAAAUUUUUUUUUUUAAUUUUUUGGAGGGGCAAGGGUUGGUCAAAAUAAUGUUUUUUUUGCUCAAUCUAGUACUCUAAAAUCAUUUUUUUUUCACGCCUUUUUAAAAAAUGAAAAAACAAAUAUCUUCUUUUCGAAACAAUGUUUUUUUUUCAAUUUUAAUCCGCCUUACAAAUUUUUUAACUUUCCCUUUUUAAAUUGUAAUUUAGGCCUGCCUUGAACUUUAUAUUCCUUUUUUUCAAAUUCUAACCCCAAAACAUUUUCAGCCAGACCAAUUGGUGGUGAUUUAAUGGCAACUCGGCCAGCCUAUGACCCGUACCUGGACAACUUGCGCAGCCCAUUGAUCAAGGACGAGAGUGAUGGAAAGACCCUGCGUUUGCGAUUCGACGUAGCCCAAUACCGACCAGAGGAAGUGACCGUUAAGACUGUGGACAACCGGCUUUUGGUGCACGCCAAGCACGAGGAAAAGAGCUCUUCGCGAACGGUGUUCAGAGAGUACAAUCAGGUGAGUUUUACGCUGUUUAUCGGGCAUGGGUAAGGCAAAAGAGCAACAUUAGGACCAUGAUAGUUCGGGCUAAGGCAAGGAAUUCGCAAAAGUGGAGCAAGGGUAGAGCCAGAGUAAGCCGUGUUAGCUGGGAUAGGACCAGGGUAAGAAAGAAUAAAGCUAUGGUAAGCCAACAGCAGGACUAAAGCUUACCUAGGGCAGAGCCAGAAGGUUCAGGGCACCGCUAGGGACAGCCUAGGAAAAAAAAAUUAAAAAAUAAUUUUUUUUAAUUAAAUUUUUUUCAGGAAUUCAUGCUGCCUCGCGGCACCAACCCCGAACUGAUCAGCAGCACGCUCAGCACGGACGGCGUUCUCACGGUGGAAGCCCCAUUGCCACAAUUGGCCAUUCAGCAAUGA